AGCUAUUGUAUUUGAAACAUUGGAACAAUUGCACAAAAGUCCAACAAUUCAAACAACAAUAAAUUAUGCGACUAAUGUUACAUAUUUGACAACAAUCACAACUCCUGGUAUAUACAAGCAUAAUAUUUGUUAAGCGAAAAAUACAACUAUUAGUUAAAUUAUUUUUUGAUCUACACUUUUGUAUGUCGAGCAAAAAGAGAAAAGAAUAUGUUUUAUUUAAAAGUGUUCAAUAGACUGGAGUUCGGCUGAAGAAAGUCAGUCUAUAGAUUAUUGACCUUUGAUCCAGCUCAUUCGGAGCUCUGGUUUAUUCUAUCUCGUAACAGCAUCUAAAAAAAACUCAGUAGCACACUUGGCCACUUCCAUAUGUUGUUUUGGAGAAGCAACGUGACUGUUUCCGCACGGUCAGUACAUAGGUCUACGGAAAAAUAAAUUUACCCCGUUUUACUUUUAUGCUAUGGAAACUGCUAAAACUUCCAUAUUUGUUACACUUCAGUCCUUUUAGGAUGUAGGUGAGGGUGAAGAUAUGAGUGCUGUUGAAGUGAGGGCGCUAAAAGGAACCUAAAGUGACUAAAGAAAUAACUUGGAGGGUCUAAAAGUAAAACGGGAUAAAUUUUAUUUUCCGUGGAUCCCUCAAAGUAGGCCUUGAUUGAGAUGUGCAUCACAACAGAUGACUAAAUUAUGAUCGUACUUUUUCAAUCGGACAAAUUCAUUAACCUACUACAAUAGUUUUCGAUUGAGGACUAGUGGAACAUUGUGAAUAGAGAUUUACGAGACUAAAAUUUGGAAGUUUUUCAGGACCAGAUCCACGAGAACAAAGUUAUCCUAACCGGAACUAAAGGUUAUAGUUAAAUAUUCUAUGGUUUUUCAGUGAAUCAUCUUAUAAAUCAUAUUAACCAGAACAUAAUUCAAGAACGAUAACCCCCCAAAAAAAUGCUAGUUAUUGACUAAAUAAAUGAAAUUAUUGAAGAACUGUUUUUGAAUUUGAUACUAAUAAAUUUUGAAAUUGAUUUUUCAGAUUGGAAUCAGGACCAAGAAAAAAUCUUAAUCUCAAACAUCUCUAGUCAUGAACAAAUAGCUUAUAAAUUACGAAAUAGUUUUCUUCGAAUUAACUUUUUAUCAUAAUGUUUUUUUUCUGUUUAGUUGAAAUCACAUCGGCAGUUGAUAAUAAUAAUAGUAAUAAUAGUUUCUCGGAUUUCAUCAAAGAAAUGUCUGCUGCUACUUCUCAAAGUGAUAUCAGCAUAAAUAGAAGUUCACUUGACAUUAUAAAACGAAUUGAAUCAACUAUGAAUGUUUAUUUAUAUCCAUGUUUAAUUGAAUAUAGUCUUAUAUCAUUAACUGUAUUCUUUCUUAUGUGGAGAAAUGUUGGUAGAAUAAGUGCAGAACCAUUUUUACGUUUUGGUGAUCGUCAUGUAUUUACAAUAAAUUGUGCACGUGCUUCACGUGGUUUACUUAUUGGUGGUAUUAUACUUUUAUUAACAAUUUUAACACUUAUACCAACAUAUCUACUUAAUGAAGAUGCAAUAUCUGUAACACAUAUAACUGAACUUAUUUUACUUACUGUUUCAUUAUGUAUUGUUUGUAUGUCAUUCUUACAUACAACUAAACUUUAUUAUAAUCCCAAAGCACAUGUUGAUGCAUUUGAUCAAGUAUUAAUAUUAAUAACAACAGUUGGAGAUUUUGCAUAUUCAUUUUUUGGAUUAUUUGCAUCAAUAUUUGUUGAUCGAUCUAAAAGUAAAUUACCAAUUGGUAUUGAAAUAUCAAUUGGAUUUUUAGCAAUAUUUCAAACAUUUUUACAAUCAGGUUUUAUUUUGGAUACAUUGAAAAGACGUGUAAAAUCAAAAUUUGAAAUAAGAAAUAAACCAGGACGAGAAACAAUUACAGCUUUAUUAUUAAUUAAUCUUGCUAUUUGGUUACAUGAUUCAUUAUCAGCAAAAAAAGUAAGAUUAAAUCCUUUACAAGUUGAAUAUUAUGAUGCUGGUACUUGGGCUAUUAUUCAAGCAUUUACAUCACCAUUAUCAAUAUUUUAUCGUUUUCAUUCAAGUGUAUGUCUUGCGGAUAUCUGGCAAGAAGUUUAUAGUGAUCGUGAAAAUAAUGAUGGAAUUAAACAGACAAGAAUAGUUGGAAGACAACAUUCACUAAACAUGGAUUAUGUUCAUGAUACUGAACAUUAA
This is a messenger RNA of Rotaria sp. Silwood2, 2171 nucleotides long. NCBI's taxonomy places the organism in Eukaryota, Metazoa, Rotifera, Eurotatoria, Philodinida, Philodinidae. The record is from the annotation of a GenBank genome assembly.